GCUUGCGCCACUUGAUGCCCCCACAUUCUCACUCACGCUCGCUCGCACGCACACGCACGCACGCACACUCACGUGCACACUAAAACAUUCCUCCGGUGACUCUGUGUAGUGGUCGCCUCUCCUCAGAAACGGACGUGCUUUUGGAUGUAUGAGCCGGUCCCCGCGUGCAGCGAUGGUGUGAAGAGGUGCCACAUCAAGAUAUCUGGAGUUAAUGUGAGAGCAGUUCUACAGAGAUGUCAAUGCCUUCCAGUUAGCGCGACACUACAAUGAUGGGGAUAUAAAGGAGAGUCUGCAGCUCUCCUCUCAGGGACAGUCUUCUGCAGCCCUUUCUCUGAUCACAGGCCUGCCCGGCAUCUCUCAUCCAUAUCAUUCCUCUUCACAUCCACCCAUCCUUCCCCGUGUCAUGAAAGGCCUGUCCAGUAGUCGGAGUCACCAUCACGUGGUCUCCUAUGAACCGUCAUAUGAUCUACUGGGUCACCACGUUGAUCGCAAGCCAUACUUGAUCAGUCAGAACGACAUGCCUGUGCCCAUUCCCAUGCCGCAUUCUGCUGAGCUGUCCUACUACAACGCUCAGCGCUCCCCGUACCCCUCUGACAGCAACAGCAUCGUCCCAUAUGGAACCUUCCCAAGGAGGUGCCACUCCACCUCCUCAUCUCACCAUCCUGAGGUAAAGGAUGAGGGUAUGGCCAUGGUACCAUAUGUAGGAGGAGGAGGAGGGGGAGGAGGUGGUGGAGGAGGCUAUGGAGGUAAAACGCCAACCCGGGUACCGUCAAACUUUGCGGACCCGUUUGAGCGUCAGCAGUCAUUCUCCAGAGAUGGUUACCACACACUGCAGUACAAACGAGGAGUGCUGGCCCACAGUGGGGGGAUGGGGGCCAACAACAUCAACAAUGACAGCCCGGGGAGAAUCCGUCAUCUGGUCCACUCGGUCCAGAAGCUCUUCACCAAGUCACACUCAUUGGAGGGGCCACACCACACACAGUCCAAUAAGGGGGCCAAUAAUGGGAGCGUUAAUGGUGGUGUUGGUGGUGGAGGAGGUGGUGGUGGUGGUUCAAGGGCCAGCCUAGAAGGUGAAACUCCACCAGGGGGAGUGCGCCACCGGAAGCGCAGCAAGAGCCGCGAGCGCUGUCGAUCAGCAGAGCCCAAGCAUCGAAGCCACCAUCACCACCACCACCAGCUCCAUGGCUCGGCAUCUGCUCCAGGCUCCGGGUACUGGAGCUCAGAUGACAACCUGGAACGGGAGCUGUGUCUCUACCACCCUCACCAUCACCAACCUCCACCCUCGCCCUCACCCUCCAUGUCCCCAUCACCCAUCGCCAUGACAAUGGGCCGUUAUCCCGGCAGCAACCACGACAAGUACCCCCAGAGUCCCCUCCCCAAUCUCUCCUCCUCGCAGUCCCAGCAGUACUUCAUGAUGGACCCUUACGGCACACUCAACGAGCACACACACACCCACGCACACCACGGCCACACUCACCACCAUUCUGCACUCAAAGUCUCCCGGAGCAACAACGAUGUCAAGUAUACAGCGUCGUCGGCGUGCGUGCCAAUUAGUGGUAGCAGCAAUAACAGCGGUGGCGGUAUCGUUGGAGGAAGUGGCCCCUUGCUGCCACUGGGUCUUGUGGACGGGCCCCUUGUGAAGAAAGGGGCGUGGUCGUCAAGCCUAACGGUGAGCAGGGCCCGAGAGGUCUACACCAACAACAGCAGCCACAACCAGCUACGAGCCAGCGCAGGAUCCGGUAACCUAAACCUAGAUAGAGCUCUAGUCAAAUCUAAGGGCAGUCAGCAGCAGGAGCGCACUUGCCAUUUCUUACAGGUACCUCAAGAUGAGUGGAGCGGCUUCUCUCCGCUCGGGAAGGAGGACGACAUCCCGUGUCGGAGGAUGAGGAGCGGAAGCUACGUCAAAGCAAUGGCCGAGGACGACAGCGGAGACUCUGAGGAGAGUCCCACCAAACCCGUCCCCAAGGUCCAGGCACGCCGGGCCAGCUACCUGAAAGCCACACAGCCCUCACUGACUGAGAUGACCACUCUAAAGAUUUCCACGGAGCACUCUCCAAAACUGCAGAUCAGGAGCCACAGUUACCUUCGUGCGGUGAGUGAGGUUUCAAUCAAUAGAAGCGUGGAUACCCUGGACCCCAAAACCCUGCUCGACCCCAAAUCGCUGCUGUCCUCACCCCAAUACCGCUCACGCAAUGAAAGCUACAUGAGGGCCAUGAGCACCAUCAGUCAGCUGAGUGAGGUGGAGGUGAAUGGGCAGAUCGAGCAGGUGUGUGAGCAGGUCUACAGCGAAAUGCAGGCACAGGCCAUGCAGGCCGCCAUGAACCGCAUGGACGCCAUAGACAACAUGGACACCCUGCCUAUGCCGGGAUGCUUCCGGAUGCGGAGCCACAGUUAUGUGCGGGCAAUCGACCAGGGUUGUUCGGGGGACGAGGAAGGAGAGGGGGGGAGGCCACUGCUCCUGCUGCCCGCCUCCCCACCACGCACAUCUGCCACCACCGUCAGGACCAUCCAGAGCAGCACAGUUUCAUCUUGCAUCACCACCUAUAAGAAGACCCCUCCACCAGUGCCCCCCCGAACGUCCACCUGUUCCACAGCCUCCAAGCCAUACAUCUCCAUCACCGCCCAGAGCAGCACAGAGUCCGCACAGGAUGCGUACAUGGAAGAGGAGGGACCCAGAGGUGACAUGACCAUCCAAUCAGGUCUCAGCAACUCAACAGAGAGCAUUGACAGCAUGAAGGCCCUGACCGCUGCCAUAGAAGCUGCCAAUGCACAGGUCCACGGACCGGCCAGUCAGCACGUCAGUAACAGCACCAUGACAGUGAACACCCCCACCCCCACCAUCCUGACCAGGGGGCCAGUAGAAGACCACCGGGAUAUGUACAGGAAAGAAGCACUCAGGAAGGGCAAAUGUCUCUCUAUAGGCAUCCAGGUGGAUGGACCGGAGGAUGAUCCCGAUCCAGAGGACCCAUCCAAGUUCACCUCUGUGGGGGUGCAGGUGGAGGAUGACAGAGGGUAUCGUCGGUUCCAGCGCUCCAACAGUGUGACUACGGCUGUACAGGCAGAUUUGGACCUGCCGGACUUGUUAGACACCCCCCUGGACUCCCCAGACACCGAGAUGGAGGUCCUAUCCUCUGGUGCCCUCUCUCGACAAUACUCCCGUGAUGCUGCCACCUCCACCGUCAGCAUCCAGGGCUCAGGGAACCACUACCACGCCUGUGCCUCCGACGACUACGAUGACGUGGGCUUCGACCCGUCCAUCCUCCCCCCUCCGGACCCCUGGAUAGACAGUGUGACCGAUGACUCACUGGAUGUCAACUUCAACAGCUCUGCUAUUCUGGAGGUGGUGCAGCGGUCGGUGUGCCACAGAGACGGACACUGGUUCCUGAAGCUGCUGCAGGCAGAGACCGACCGCAUGGACGGGUGGUGUCGACAGAUGGAGAUGGACCAGCGGGACAAUGACCUGCCAGAAGACGUCCUGGGGAAGAUGAGGAGUGCCAUGGGCAGCGCUCAGCUGCUGAUGUCUCAGAAGUUCCAGCAGUUCAGGGAGCUGUGUGAGGAGAACCUGAACCCGAACGCCCACCCCCGACCCGUGGCCUCGGACCUGGCUGGAUUCUGGGACAUGCUGCAGCUGUCCAUCGAGAACAUCAGUCUCAAGUUUGAUGAGCUGCACCAGCUCAGAGCCAACAACUGGAGACCCCUGGACCCCCCCGACAGAAAGGAGAGGCGGCUCCCACCUCCAGUGCCAAAAAAGCCUCCCAAGGGCCCCCACCACCACCCCCCUCUGGCCAGAGACCGCUCCCUGGAGAGCUCAGAGAAACAGCGGCAGGAGGCCAGGAAGCGCCUGAUGGCCGCCAAGAGAGCCGCGUCCGUACGGCAGAACUCGGCCACGGAGAGCGCUGACAGCAUCGAGAUUUACAUCCCCGAGGCUCAGACCAGGCUAUGA
Molecule: messenger RNA, 3943 nt
Organism: Eleginops maclovinus (Patagonian blennie)
Lineage: Eukaryota; Metazoa; Chordata; Actinopteri; Perciformes; Eleginopidae
Product: disks large-associated protein 1-like
Exons: 16
Coding region: 404-3943 (1179 amino acids)
Biological process (GO): signaling
Cellular component (GO): postsynaptic specialization; glutamatergic synapse
Molecular function (GO): molecular adaptor activity
Source: RefSeq, a predicted model, not a curated record